CAGCGCCCAGCCUAAAGCGGCCUGCUGGGGACCUGGUGAGUGCUGGAGGAGCAGGGAGCUUUUGGGAGAAGAAGGUUUCUUCCCUUUGCAUUGGGCACAGCAGGGUCCUUUCUUCCAGGUCCCCCUGUCCUGACAGGUCCUAAUUACUCUACUAUCAGCUGGUAAAGGAAACCUCUGUGCAGGGCUGGCGCCAAGGGUCGGCGUGAUAGGGCACUGGUCAAGGGUCCCCACCCCAGCGGGGGCCCAGUGACGGAAGUCCGCCCGGCAUUGUUCCCUCCUCUUCACCGCCUCAACCUGCUUCUUCACCUGCUUCUUUGGAGACAACGGCUCUCUGCCUGGCCAGCAAGCAAGUGGCAGCAAGGAAGAGGACGAGGAGCGAAAGCCGUUGGUGAGAAUGGCAGUGAGAAGGGAGAAGACCCAGGCACUAGCUUAAACAGCCCACCAAUUUGGCAACGCUUUUGUCUUAAAGUGGAAGGCGAUAUUUUUAGCCUUGAUGGGAGCUGCCUUGGAGCAUGGAUCAAGAAUGGAAGGGCUGGAUUCAACCAGCCCAGAAGAAGGAAGAGACCCUGAAGCCAUCAUGCAUGAGAGCAGGGGGGAAUUCUGGGAAAGAACCAUCCAGGAUAUCCUGGGUGUGGAGGACACCCUCAGUGUGGAUAUACAGUGCCAGCACUUCAGGCUCUUCCGCUACCAAGAGGCCGAGGGCCCCCGGGAGGCCUGCAACCAACUCCACAGCCUUUGCCUUCAGUGGCUGAAGCCGGAGCGGCACACGAAAACUCAGAUCUUGGACCUGGUGAUUCUGGAGCAGUUUCUAACCAUCCUGCCCCCGGAGAUGCAGAGCUGGGUGAGGGAAUGUAGGCCGGAAACCAGUUCCCAGGCGGUGGCCCUGGCGGAAGGUUUCCUCUUGAGCCAGGCGGAGGACAAGAAGCAGGAAACGCAGCAGCCCCGCCCAUGUUUGCCUGUGGCUACGCCCACCACUGGAAUGCGGCCCCCGAGAGCUUCUUCGAAGCAGAAGUUGGCCCUGGGGCUAAAAAACGUUCAUCCCUCCUUCCCCCAGGCAAUGAAACCUCCAUCGGGCAACAAGCAGGGAUCACUCUUCCGGUGGCUCCUGGAGGAAUUUGACCAGGCUGCCACUUUCCUAGGGAAUGGAAUGACACCCGCGGUCCAUUCUCAGUUGUCUCCUGUUCGCGCUGGAGGCGAAACAGCAACUGUGCAACCAGACCAGGGCCGGGUGACCUUUGAGGAUGUGGCUGUAUAUUUCAGCGACCAGGAGUGGGCUUUGCUGGAUCCAGGCCAAAGAGCCCUGCAUGUGCAGGUUAUGGAGGAGAAUUGCGGGAAUCUGGCUACUCUGGCCCUGAUGGCAGCUGCCUUGAAACACAAAAGGAAUAUGGAUGACCAAGACUCAGCUGGCCUAGAUGCAGAAAAGGACCUUUAUGCCUUCCAAGCUGAGAAUAAGGAAGAAUUCUGCAGAAGAACUGUGCAGGCCGCCCUAGGUGGUGAUGCGCAGGACAAGGAUGAAAGAGAACUACGCAGGGGGACAUUGGAGACAACCAGAAGUCAAGAGGUUGAAGAGCAGAAAGCAAGAACAGAAGAAAAAGAGAAGAUGGGGGAUGACGCUUCUGCUUCUCAGGGUGAGGAUGUCUGUGAAAUCCCAGUCCAAGAAAGAAUUCACGAAGGAGAAGGAAGGACUAAGUGCCUCGUGUGUGGGAAACAGUUCAGUUGUCAGUCAAGCCUUGAUCUUAAUAUGAGAACUCGCACAGGAGAGAGUACUUUCAAGUGUUGUGAGUGUGGAAAGAACUUCAGAAUUAAGAAAUACCUCCCUCCUCAUCAAGGAAUUCACCCAACGGGGAAUCAAUUUAAUAGUUUGGAGUGUGGAAAGAGCAUCUGUUGGGCAGAGUCACUUACUGUACAUGAGUGUAUUCACAUGGGAGAGAAACCGUUUAAAUGCUUGAAGUGUGAACAAACUUUUACUCAGACGACACAUCUCACUGCUCAUCAGAAAAGUCACACAUGGGAGAAACCGUUCAAAUGCUUGGAGUGCGGAAAGAGCUUCAUUCAGAGCGCAAACCUUCUGUCACACCAAAGAAUUCACACCGGGGAGAAACCUUUUCAAUGCUUGGAGUGUGGAAAGAGCUUCAGAUGGAACUCACUCCUUAUGACACACCAAAGAAUUCACACAGGGGAGAAACCUUUUCAAUGCUUGGAGUGUGGAAAGAGCUUCAAUCGGAGCUCACACCUCAUGGCCCACCAAAGAAUUCACACAGGGGAGAAACCUUUUAAAUGCUUGGAGUGUGGAAAGAGCUUUGGUCAGAGCUCCCAACUUAUGGCACACCAGAGAAUUCACACAGGGGAGAAACCAUUUAAUUGUCUGGAGUGUGGUAAGAGUUUCACUCAGAGCUCCCAGCUUAUGGCACACCAAAGAAUUCACACAGGGGAGAAACCAUUUAAAUGCUUUGAGUGCGGAAAGACCUUUCCUGUUGAGAGAUACCUCACUUCCCAUCAAAGAACUCACACUGGUGAAAAAACAUUUAAUUGCCUGGAGUGUGGAAAGAGCUUCACUCAGAACUCACAGCUUAGGACUCACCAAAGAAUUCACACAGGGGAUAAACCUUUUCAAUGCCUGGAGUGUGGAAAGACCUUCCGUUUUGGGAGAUACCUCACUUCUCAUCAGAUAAUUCACACAGGAGAGAAACCAUUUAAAUGUUCGGAAUGUGGAAAGAGCUUCAACCGGAGCUCACACCUGGUGGAACACCAAAGAAUUCACACAGGGGAGAAACCUUUUAAAUGUUCAGACUGUGGAAAGAGCUAUUUUGGGAAACACUCCCUUAUUGAACAUCAGAAAAUUCACACCGCGAAAAAUGAUUUAGAUGAAGGAAGUGGAAAGGCGAUAAUUUUGGCCUUGAUGGGGGCUGCCUUGGAGCAUGUGUCAAAAAUGGAAGGCUCAGCUGGCCCUAAAGAUAAAAGAGACCCUGAUGCUGUCCCGGCUGAGAGCACUGCGGGAUUCUGGGAAAGAACCAUCCAGGAGAUCCUGGGUGAGGAGGACACCCUCAGCAUGGAUGUACAGCGCCAGCGCUUCAGGCUCUUCCGCUACUGGGAUGCCGACGGUCCCCGAGAGGCCUGCAACCGUCUCCACAGCCUUUGCCUUCAGUGGCUGAAGCCGGAGCGGCACACGAAAGCUCAGAUCUUGGACCUGGUGAUUCUGGAGCAGUUUCUAACCAUCCUGCCCCCGGAGAUAGAGAGCUGGGUCAGGGAAUGUGGAGCGGAGACCAGUUCCCAGGCGGUGGCCCUGGCGGAAGGUUUCCUCUUGAGCCAGGCGGAGGACAAGAAGCAGGAAACGCAGCAGCCCUGCCCACGUUUGCCUGUGGCUCCGCCCACCACUAGAAUGUGGCCCCUGAGAGCUUCUUUGAAACAGAAUUUGGCCCUGGGGCUGAAAAAGGUCCGUGCUCCCCCCGGCCCGCAGGCAAUGAAACCUCCAUCGGGCACCAGGCAGCGCUCACUUUUCCGGUGGCUCCUGGAGGAAUUUGACCAAGCUGCUACUUUCCUGGGGAAUGGAAUGACCCCAGCGAUCCAUUCUCGGUUGUCUCCUGAUGCUGCUGGCGGGGAAACAGCUGCUGUGCAGGGUGAUCAGUGUCCAGUGAGCUUUGGAGAUGUGGCUGUGGAUUUCACCAAUGAGGAGUGGGCUUUGCUGGAUCCAGGCCAAAGAGCCCUGCACAUGGAGGUUAUGGACGAGAAUUGUGGGAAUCUGGCUUCUCUGGUCCUGAUGGAUGAUGCCACGGAGCAUGGAUUGAAAAUGGAAGAGCACGACUCAGCUGGCCCACAAGCCGAAAGAGACCCCAAUGUCUUCCUGACUGAGAACGUGGGGGAAUUCUGCAGAACUGUGCAAGCGGUCCAUGGUGGUGAUGGGCAGGACGAGGAGGAUGAAAGAGAACUACGCAGGGGGUCGUUGGAAACAACCAGAAUUCAGGAGGUUAAAGAGCAGAACACAAGAACAGAAGAGAAAGAGAAGACGGGGGAUGAAGCUUCUGCUUCUCAGGGUGAGGACGUCUGUGAAAUCCCAGUCCAAGAAAGAAUACAUGAAGGAGAAGAAAGGACUCAGUGCCUUGUGUGUGGGAAACAGUUCAGUUGUCAAUCAAGCCUUAAUCUUAAUGGCAGAACUCACAUGGGAGGCAAACCACUUAAAUGUUUGGAGUGUGAAAAAGCUUUCCCUCAGAAGAUGCACCUCCCUUCUCAUCAAGUAACUUAUACACGGGAGAAGCCGUUUAAAUGCUUGGAGUGUGGAAAGAGCUUCAGAUGGAAUUCACGCCUUAUGACACACCAGCGAUUUCACACGGGAGAGAAGCCAUUUAAAUGCUCGCAGUGUGGAAAGAGCUUCAGUUUGAGCCAUAGUCUUACAUCACACCAAAGAAUCCACACAGGGGAGAAGCCGUUUAAAUGCUUGGAGUGUGGAAAGAGCUUCAGUCAGAGUGGACAGCUCAUUUCACAUCACAGAAUCCAUACAGGGGAGAAACCAUUUAAAUGUUUGGAGUGUGGAAAGACCUUCAUUCAGAGCUCCCAGCUUACGACACACCAGAGAACUCACACAGGAGAGAAACCAUUCAGAUGUUUGGAGUGCGGAAAGACCUUCAGUCAAGGCUCACAACUAACGACACACCAGAUAACUCACACAGGAGAGAAACCAUUUAAGUGUUUGGAGUGUGGAAAGAGCUUCAAUCGGAGCUCAUGCCUUAUGGCCCACGAAAGAAUUCACACGGGCGAGAAACCAUUUAAAUGUUUGGUGUGUGGAAAGAGCUACUUUGGGAAACACUCCCUUAUUUCACAUAAAAAAAUUCAUACAGGGGAAAAAUGAUUUCAAUAUUUAGAGUGUCAUAAGAGCUUCUGGUUGGCUACUUCUUUGCUGUAAUUACUUUACCUCAAAGAAUUCACCCAGGAGAAAAAUUCUUUCCAUACAUGCAGUGUGGAAAGUAGAACAUACCAAAGAAUUCAUUGAGUUAACUUAAAGUGGGUAAAGAUCCCGUUUGGUCCUGCCCACUUUGCCUUUGCCCCACCCACAGAUAGAAUGAGUCCUCAAUUGGACUGAAAAAGCCUCCCCAACCCAACCUAAAGGAUUGGAUCUGUAGCUUGUAUGUUCUCUUGGAUCAAUCAAUGUCAUUGGAGGCACAGGUAUUUUCUGUGCUGCACCAUGUCUUUUAUCAGAUUUGUCUGAUAUUCCUACCUGGCUGUGGAUAACCUGGCUUCAGUGGUCCAUUCUCUGGUAACUUUCUGGCUGGAUUACCGCAGUGUAUUGUAUAUGGGGCUGCCCUUGAAGACAGUUUGGGAACUUCAGGUUUAACUGGGGCCAGACAUGGUGAACCUGCAGUGCUGCAGAACAAUGUUCGUGAAGCUGGCCACAAUGUGGUUAGUGGAGGCUCCUAGUUAAGGAAAACAUAUGUCAGGUGAUACCAUUAACCCUGUUGCUUAACCAAAAACCUUUAACCACCAUGGUUAACAGUGUCGUCUGAACAGGGCCAGUAUAAAGCAGCUUCCUGUGUUCCUAAGAUCAUCAACUGAGGCUUUUUGCCGAGUACCCCUCUCAUCUGAGGUAUGGAGCAGGGCAAUGAAAGACCGGGCCUUUUCGUUGGUUGCUCAAUUGUGGAACAGCAUCCCUAGAAAAGGCCUGCCUGGCACUUACUGUAACAUCUUUUCAGCACCACAUUUAUGUUUUGUAAAGGUUCAGGUGCAUUAUUUUAAGUUUGAUAUUACUUUAGGGUGCAAUCCUAUGGACGUUUUGACAGGAAAGGGUUCUACAGCUUUCAUCAUAGCUGGCUGGGGAAUUCUGGAUGUUGUAGGACCUCUUUCUGGCUGUGGAAUGCUGGGAGUUGUAGGACUUUUUUCUGUCAGAACAUGCUUAGGACGGUGCCCUGAAGUCUUUGUUUUGACAGUGUUUAAUCUUUUUAAUCCUGCAGAAUUGUUGUAUUUCUCUACGUGGGUGUUGCAUUGCAUUUUGGUAUUGCAUACUGUUUGCAUUACGUUACUUUUUGUAU
Messenger RNA from Elgaria multicarinata webbii, 6017 nucleotides. Its product is annotated as zinc finger protein 197-like. The record is from RefSeq and is a predicted model, not a curated record. Gene Ontology annotation, molecular function: DNA-binding transcription factor activity; RNA polymerase II cis-regulatory region sequence-specific DNA binding. Lineage: Eukaryota; Metazoa; Chordata; Lepidosauria; Squamata; Anguidae. Bases 494 to 4843 code for a protein of 1449 amino acids. Gene Ontology annotation, biological process: regulation of transcription by RNA polymerase II. The transcript has 13 exons.